This is a messenger RNA of Nelumbo nucifera (sacred lotus), 1244 nucleotides long. RefSeq names its product derlin-1-like. The record is from RefSeq and is a predicted model, not a curated record. Lineage: Eukaryota; Viridiplantae; Streptophyta; Magnoliopsida; Proteales; Nelumbonaceae.
ACUCGUGCGAAGGUGGGAACCGUGAAACGAUUAAACGAGAAGCUUCUGAGUUUUGACGCAGGUGGUAAUGGCGCUUGUAUUUCAGUUUUGCAUUUCUCUCUGAAAUUCGAAGGUUCAGAGAUCUUUGAAGUGAUUUCUGUUUCGAUAUUCGGUCAAGCCAGUGCUUAGCAAUGUCUUCUCCUGCAGAAUUCUAUAAGUCGCUUCCACCUGUUAGCAAGGCCUAUGGAACCCUGUGUUUGUUGGCUACCACAGCAUUUCACUUGGGACUAUAUCAUCAUGAAGAUAUUGCACUCGUAUACCCACUUGUGUUCUCUCAUUUUCAGGUCUGGAGGUUGGUUACAAACUUCUUCUUCCUUGGCAAAUUUUCUGUCAAUUUUGGAAUUCGACUCUUAAUGAUAGCAAGGUAUGGUGUCCAGCUAGAGAGGGGGCCCUUUGAAAGGCGUACUGCAGACUUCUUGUGGAUGAUAAUAUUUGGAGCCUUAUCAUUGUUGGUGUUAUCUGUCAUUCCUCUAUUAUGGACCCCCUUCUUAGGGAUUUCACUAGUAUUUAUGCUUCUUUAUGUCUGGAGUAGAGAGUUCCCAAAUGCUCAGAUCAAUAUAUAUGGACUCGUCACGCUCAAGGCAUUUUAUCUACCAUGGGCAAUGUUUGCUUUGGAUGUGAUAUUUGGUUCACCCCUCAUGCCAGAUCUGCUUGGGAUCCUAGCAGGACAUAUAUAUUACUUCUUCACAGUGUUGCACCCUCUAGCUGGUGGGAAGAACAUAUUGAAAACUCCUGUAUGGGUAAAUAAACUUGUUGCACGGUGGAACGUGGGACCUAAUGCAAAUAGUUCUUCACAGCCGGAUAGGGCAGCUGGUGUUGCUUUCAGAGGGAGCAGCUAUCGGCUCAAUGGAUAAGCUUGUUCUCUUGCAAUCUGGCGGCCUUGAAACAUGUACUGUUAUGCCAUCUUGUUGACUUUUCUGAUGAUAACACUGCUGGGAAUAGCAAGAAGCAACCACUGUAGGCAAAAAUGAUAGCAGAGACACAUGAAUACUGCUCAGUGCUGACACUGCAAUUAGCCUUCUCUGUACACUUCUUAUACAGAAACCCAUGUUUUCUUCUGGUCUAGACUACAAAAUUCAUCAUUAAGAAUGGUUAUUCUGAUGUUAUUGCAAUGACCCUUUAACUGGAAGUUGAAAUCUUACUGAACUUCAUGUUUGAGUUACAUUGGAUUUACAGAAAUACAAAAAGCAAAGUUUUAUUCUAAA